This is a messenger RNA of Nymphalis io (European peacock), 1398 nucleotides long. Its product is annotated as epidermal retinol dehydrogenase 2-like. Lineage: Eukaryota; Metazoa; Arthropoda; Insecta; Lepidoptera; Nymphalidae. The record is from RefSeq and is a predicted model, not a curated record. Gene Ontology annotation, cellular component: lipid droplet. The coding region runs from base 128 to 1093 and encodes 321 amino acids. Gene Ontology annotation, molecular function: oxidoreductase activity, acting on the CH-OH group of donors, NAD or NADP as acceptor. The transcript is spliced from 7 exons.
GCCAACCGGCGUACAGCGCCUACAAACUCAGUUUUCUAGAUAAAUAUAUUGUGUUUUGAAAUAAAGAUAACACUUUAAAAUAAUUGUGUUUUCUGGAUUUUUAUAAGAAAUAAAAGGUACUUACAAAAUGUUGGAAGGGACUAAGAUCAGCACUCCGUCGCAAAUGUCGAGUAUAUUCGAUAUUGCUAAGGACACCGUGCUUUUUUUGCUACUAUCAUGUUACUACAUAUUGGAAUCGCUAUUUUGGACAUUAGUGCCCAAUGUAAUAAGGCCCAUGAAAAGUCUUAAAGACGAGAUAGUCCUGAUAACUGGAGGUGGUGGAGGAGUCGGCAGACAAUUAGCUAUUAAGUUGGCAAGACUAGGAGCUAAAGUUGUUCUAUGGGAUAUAAACAAGGAAGCUUUAGAAAAGACUAGUAACGCACUUAGAGAAGAAGGUUACGAAGUUGCAAGCUACGAGGUCGAUCUAGCAGACCGGGAAUCCGUGUACAAAACAGCAAAAAAAGUUAAGGACGAGGUCGGAAAGGUAGAUGUUUUAAUUAACAACGCGGGUAUUGUUUUCGGUGAUACUUUACUUGAACUCAACGACACUGCGAUUGAAACCACAUAUAAAGUCAACAUUCUUUCCCAUUAUUGGACUGUGAAAGCAUUUCUCCCAGACAUGAUCAGCUCGGGUAAAGGACACAUAGUGACUGUAGGUUCCGUGGCGGGACUUCUCGGCACUUAUCGUUGCACGGACUACAGCGCUACUAAGUUUGCUACCGUUGGCUUUCAUGAGAGCCUCUUCACGGAGCUUCGGGCGCACGGGCACAAUAAUAUCCACGCGACACUCGUCUGCCCCUACUACAUCAACACGGGCAUGUUUGACGGAGUGACACCAAGGCUCAUGCCGAUGUUAGAGCCAAACUACGUGGCAGAAACCAUGAUAGAUUCUAUUCGCAAGAACGAGGUCAACUGUGUAAUGCCUGGUUCAGUCAGAUAUUUGUUGCCUCUUAAAUGCUUACUUCCAGCAAAAAUGUGUUGGGAUCUAAUGCAUCGCGUGAUGAAGGGGCCACAAUCAAUGAUGGAUUUAAAAAGGAAACGAAAAGUGGCAUAAAACUAGCAUUUGUAUGUAGAUACGUAUAUUUAGAAGACUGAAUGUUCUUAAAAUAAAAUCUAUAAAUAUUAUAUUGAAAUCAUUUAUCCUGAAACUAUCCCAGUAUAUCACACCAGAGAUAAGUAUUUAUGAGAAAAAACAGUCCAAGGAAGGCCCUUUAUCCACUAAAAGUAAAAGUAAAGUAACAGCCUAUAAAUGUCUACUGCUGAGCUAAGGACUUCUGUUCUUUUGACGACAUUUGGAGCUUACUCCAACACACUGCUCUGAUUCUGAUGCAGGUUGGUGGAUGCACGUGGCAGAUUUUC